This is a messenger RNA of Cordyceps militaris CM01, 735 nucleotides long. RefSeq lists its product as uncharacterized. The transcript has 2 exons. NCBI's taxonomy places the organism in Eukaryota, Fungi, Ascomycota, Sordariomycetes, Hypocreales, Cordycipitaceae. The record is from RefSeq and is a predicted model, not a curated record. The coding region runs from base 1 to 735 and encodes 244 amino acids.
AUGGCGGCGACGCCGUUUCGCGGCCUCAACAGCCGCCUGGCCAAUCGGUCACUACGGAUCAUGAUAUCCCCUGCACCGGCUACCUUUGCCGAGCGACGUUCGAUAUUACAAGUACUGCAAAAGUACGGACCCGUUGACAUCUUCAGGAGAGAAAACCAAGAAGCGCAUCGCUACAUUUCCGUCACCCGAAACGAAGACACGGCCAAGGCGCUCGCACAUCUGAGCCCGAUCGCGUGCCGCAUAUCGUUCCCCCGGAUCGAGCCGGCGAAGCGUGCGCGGCAGCUGCAGAGCCUGGCCGCGCCGCCAGCGCACCCGCGCAUCGAGUUCCAGACGCAGGCGAACAGGGCGGACUCUGCGCGCGCCGAGCAGCCCGAAACGGAGCAGCAGCCCGGGGCGGGCGAGGGCGAGACGACGCGCGAGUUUGUGCUCACGAUCGGGCCCGCGCGCGACUUUGACCACGGCAAGGCGGCGACGCGGGCGACGGAGCACGCGCGCUGGCCUGAGGGCUACGAGGCGGACCAGUCGUUUGCGGUGCUCGCGCUGCGGGACACGCUGCCUGACACGCUGCAGAAGAAGGGCCUCUGCUACUGGCACGUCAGGCCCGCGCCGGCGGACGCGCCCCGGGACACUAUGCGCCAACGGCUGGAGCGGAAGCAGCUGAUGCCGGGGCAGAUGACGGCGGCGGCGGAGGAUCCCGUCAGCCUGCCGCCGCCCAGGCCGCGGCGAAGAUGGUGA